CUGAAUUUAAUAAUUUGGUUAAUGCUACAAAACUAUUUUUGUCAGGAGACCAUUAUGUUUAUAUUGAUAUAAGAAAUAAUGAAGUCUUUCUGGAUUUACUUAACAAAACAAUUGAUGAUUCAAAUGCCAAACAUCUAGGUCCAAAUGAUCAAAUUUAUAAAGAGCUUAUUAUGAGUAGUACUAGAAAAGAAAAUGAAGCUAUUCCUGAAGAUCAUAUAUACCAUUCAGAGUUUAGUAUGCAUAUUACUUGUAAAAAUAUAAAAGCUCCUAAUGGAUUUUAUUUAGAUAAAAAUAAAAGACAAUCUAAAUAUUUGUAG
This is a messenger RNA of Racocetra fulgida, 317 nucleotides long. The record is from the annotation of a GenBank genome assembly. Lineage: Eukaryota; Fungi; Glomeromycota; Glomeromycetes; Diversisporales; Gigasporaceae.